CCGGGAACUCUAUUUCCCACAGGGCCCGCGCGCGCUUCUCUAUUUCCCACAAUUCCUUCUUUACUUCCGGCGCGGCCAAGGAGCCGUAGACAGUUUCCGGGUUUGGGCCUGGUUGUAGUAGAGGCGGUGGCGGCCGAGUGGGACGGGAGCAGGUGGAGCUGGGGUACCGGCAUGGACGUUUCGGGGCAGGAGACUGACUGGCGGAGCGCCGCUUUCAGACAGAAGCUGGUCAGUCAAAUUGAGGAUGCCAUGAGGAAAGCUGGAGUGGCCCACAGUAAAUCUAGCAAGGAUAUGGAGAGCCAUGUGUUCCUGAAGGCCAAGACCCGGGACGAAUACCUUUCCCUUGUGGCCAGGCUCAUUAUCCAUUUUCGAGACAUUCAUAACAAGAAAUCUCAAGCUUCUGUCAGUGAUCCCAUGAACGCACUGCAGAGCCUUACCGGUGGACCUGCCUCAGGAGCAGCCGGAAUUGGCAUGCCUCCUCGGGGCCCAGGACAAUCCCUAGGCGGGAUGGGUGGGCUUGGUGCCAUGGGGCAGCCAAUGUCCCUCUCUGGGCAGCCACCCCCUGGGACUUCAGGGAUGACUCCUCAUGGCAUGACUGUAGUGUCUACAGGAACUCCACAGACCCAGUUGCAGCUCCAGCAGGUGGCACUGCAGCAGCAACAGCAGCAGCAACAGCAGCAGCAGCAGUUCCAGCAGCAGCAGGCGGCGCUACAGCAGCAGCAACAGCAGCAGCAACAGCAAUUCCAGGCACAGCAGAGUGCCAUGCAGCAGCAGUUCCAAGCAGUGGUGCAGCAGCAGCAACAGUUGCAGCAGCAGCAGCAACAGCAGCAGCACCUCAUUAAAUUGCAUCAUCAAAACCAGCAACAGAUACAGCAGCAACAGCAGCUGCAGAGGAUGGCACAGCUGCAGCUGCAGCAACAGCAACAGCAGCAACAACAGCAGCAGCAGCAGGCUUUGCAGGCCCAGCCACCAAUACAACAGCCACCCAUGCAGCAGCCGCAGCCUCCCCCCUCCCAGGCUCUGCCCCAGCAGCUGCCACAGAUGCAUCAUCCACAACACCACCAACCUCCGCCACAGGCUCAGCAACCCCCAGUGGCUCAGAACCAACCAUCACAACUCCCACCACAGUCACAGAGCCAACCUUUGGUGUCACAGGCUCAAGCCCUUCCGGGACAGAUGUUGUAUGCCCAACCGCAGCUGAAAUUUGUCCGAGCUCCGAUGGUGGUCCAGCAGCCGCAGGUACAGCCUCAGGUACAGCAGCAGCCAGCAGUGCAGACAGCACAGGCUGCUCAGAUGGUGGCUUCUGGAGUUCAGGUGAUUGCUGAAGCCUUGGCCCAAGGCAGGAUGCAUGUGAGAGCCCAGUUCCCACCUAACUCCACUGACAUCCUCCAUCCUUUGGUUGUACAGCCCCUGCCACAGAUGCUUAUGUUCCAGGUCAGCCAGAGUGGCCUCACUAUGCUGUCUUCACCAUCACCUGGCCAGCAGGUGCAGACUCCGCAGUCGAUGCCUCCUCCCCCGCAGCCAUCCCCACAGCCUGGCUCACAGCCCAACUCAAAUGUCAGCUCCGGUCCUGCCCCCUCCCCCAGCAGCUUCCUGCCCAGCCCCUCACCUCAGCCUUCCCAGAGCCCAGUGACAGCACGCACCCCGCAGAAUUUCAGCGUCCCUUCCCCUGGACCAUUAAAUACCCCUGUGAACCCCAGCUCUGUCAUGAGCCCAGCAGGCUCCAGCCAGGCUGAGGAGCAGCAGUACCUAGACAAGCUGAAGCAACUAUCCAAGUACAUCGAGCCCCUGCGCCGCAUGAUCAACAAGAUUGACAAGAAUGAAGACAGAAAAAAGGACCUGAGUAAGAUGAAGAGUCUUCUGGACAUUCUGACUGACCCCUCAAAGCGAUGUCCCCUGAAAACCCUGCAGAAGUGUGAGAUCGCCCUAGAGAAGCUCAAGAAUGACAUGGCGGUGCCCACACCCCCACCGCCCCCAGUGCUACCGACCAAGCAGCAGGACCUAUGUCAGCCGCUCCUGGAUGCUGUCCUGGCCAACAUCCGCUCACCUGUCUUCAAUCAUUCCCUGUACCGCACAUUUGUGCCAGCCAUGACAGCCAUCCACGGCCCUCCCAUCACGGCCCCAGUGGUAUGUACCCGGAAGCGCAGGUUUGAGGAGGAUGAGCGGCAGAGCAUCCCCAAUGUGCUCCAAGGGGAGGUGGCCAGAUUAGACCCCAAAUUCCUGGUGAACUUGGACCCUUCUCACUGCAGUAACAAUGGCACCGUCCACCUCAUAUGCAAGCUGGAUGACAAGGACCUCCCAAGUGUGCCGCCCCUGGAGCUCAGCGUGCCUGCUGACUACCCUGCCCAGAGCCCGCUGUGGAUCGACCGGCAGUGGCAGUAUGAUGCCAACCCCUUUCUACAGUCAGUGCACCGGUGCAUGACCUCCAGGCUGCUGCAGCUCCCUGACAAGCACUCAGUCACAGCCCUGCUCAACACCUGGGCACAGAGCAUCCACCAGGCCUGCCUCUCAGCUGCCUAGCCAGGAAUGGCAGGGACAACCAAUAGCCUCCUCCAUUCUGUGGAUCCACACCUCAUAUUGGACCUUUCUAGGUGUUGGCUUCCUUAGAGAGCCUGGGGUUAGGUUAGCUUUCCUGCUUUUCUCUUCUGCCUUGGGGUCUUCCCAUACUUGUAUAGUACUGGGCUGUGGAGCUGAAUGAAUGUGGAAGGUGCAGGGAGGGGUCUUCCUAGAGAAGAUUCUCCAUACAGCACCCUCCAGGAAGUCAGACCGUGGACUGUGUUCCCUGUGACCUCUCCAGGCUCCUUGUCCACUCUCAGCAGCAUGAGGGAGAACUCAGGGUCUCAUCCAAGCGUCUUGUGAGUUAGCAUAUGUUCCACUCAUUUCCAUAGGAGGAUGUGGAAGAGGACAUAGGAAAUCCUGACAGUACAACUCUGAGCAGUGUUAGGUUCAGGGCAUGCUGCUUGUGGCAUGUGAAAUGUAGCCCAGAGAUGCUCUGGGACUUGGGUCCCAGGCUCCAUUUCAGAGGGAAGGCCGGCUUCCAGGCAGCAAGGAGUCCCCUGCUGCAGGUGGGCAUCAGGCUGUGUGCUGUGAGGGAGCAGGGGCUGGGGGUCAUAGGAGCCUGUCCCUGGCUCACCUGUGUCACUCUUGGAUAAGGGUGCCAAGUUCCCAUUGUGAGGGAUGAAGACUGACCAGUUGGGUACUGUCCUCUCGGGACCCGGCAUCCUCAGAAUACCCUGUUCUCUGCAUCACCCCUAGAGUGGACUCCCAGUGGGAUGCGGCUAUGCAGCACCUCUGUGUGUUGCCUGCCAUACUGAGCAGCAGCCAGCAGUCCUCUGGUGACAAGAAGUUCCCUUUUUAUAUGUGCACUACCCUGUCAUGUGGUUCAUAUAAUAAAUUUAUUAUUCCUGUGUUCGUUA
Heterocephalus glaber (naked mole-rat) is the source of this 3416-nucleotide messenger RNA. It is a transcript of the gene Med15, whose product is annotated as mediator complex subunit 15. The record is from RefSeq and is a predicted model, not a curated record. Gene Ontology annotation, molecular function: transcription coregulator activity. Gene Ontology annotation, biological process: regulation of DNA-templated transcription. Lineage: Eukaryota; Metazoa; Chordata; Mammalia; Rodentia; Bathyergidae.